Molecule: messenger RNA, 882 nt
Organism: Elephantulus edwardii (Cape elephant shrew)
Lineage: Eukaryota; Metazoa; Chordata; Mammalia; Macroscelidea; Macroscelididae
Gene: AFTPH
Product: aftiphilin
Exons: 9
Coding region: 1-882 (293 amino acids)
Biological process (GO): intracellular transport
Cellular component (GO): trans-Golgi network membrane; AP-1 adaptor complex
Molecular function (GO): clathrin binding
Source: RefSeq, a predicted model, not a curated record
AUGCAGAAAGCUUUACUAAACCGCCUGGAACGAAUUUUCGAAGCCUGUUUUCCUUCCAUGUUUAUUCCUGACGCUGAAGAGGAAGUUACUUCUCUGAAGCACUUGCUGGAAACCAGCUCCUUACCGAUAAAAACAAGAGAGGCCUUAGCUAAAAAUGGGGAACUGCUGGAUGUGUGGACAGAGCUUCAGGACAUCCAUGAUGCACAUGGCCUGAGAUACCAGUGGGGCGGCUCCCAUAGCAACAAGAAGCUUUUGUGCUCCUUGGGAAUAGACACUCGAAACAUUCUCUUCACGGGCAAUAAGAAGCAGCCUGUUAUAGUGCCCAUGUAUGCGGCAGGAUUGGGUAUGUUAGAGCCCACCAAGGAGCCAUUGAAGCCACUAUCUGCUGCAGAAAAAAUUGCUUCCAUUGGUCAGACAGCCACCCUGUCACCAGAGAUGAACACAUGCACAUCUGACCAAUUCCAGGAGUGUCUCCCACCCGUCCAGUUUGACUGGAGUAGCAGUGGCCUUACCAACCCGUUAGAUGCUAGUGGAGGUUCCACUCUUCUGAACCUUGAUUUCUUUGGGCCCGUGGAUGACAGUUGCUCUGGCAGCGCCACCACCAUCCCAGGUGUGGAUCCAGAGUUGUAUGAAUUAACAACCUCUAAGCUGGAGCUCUCCACCUCAAGCCUCAAAGUGACCGAUACAUUUGCAAGACUCAUGUCUACAGUGGAGAAGACAAGCACCUCUACCAGCAGGAAACCUAAACAAGAGGAACAUUUGAGUGAAGAAGCCCUGAAGGUGAUCGCCAGCCUCCCUGACUUAACGUUCAUGCAUGCCAAGGUGUUGAUGUUCCCGGCCACGCUGACUCCUUCCUCAAGCUCCCGGGAGAACACGGACUGA